AUGAGGUUAAAGGUGAAAGGUAAUGUAUCUAACAACUUUAACAAAAGCGUGGAAACCAAUGAUCCUCAACACCUAAUUGAAGAACCAGGGGAUCUUAACAACAGCGUGGAAAUCAGUGAUCCCCAACACACAAUGGAAGAACCAGGUGAUGUAUCAAACAACUUUAACAACAGUCAGGAAACCAGCAACCCGCAACUAUUAUGCAGUGAACCCCAACACCUUAUGAAAGAACCAGUGAAACAGGAAACUGGUGAUGAAACAGCUACUGACGUUCACUCAUCAGGCCCAGAAAUGCCAACCCCACCAAAUAUUCCUGUGGCACAAGCGGCUGAGAAAAAAGAGGAGCAAGAACCUGUAGAUCGGAAAGAAAAAAGUAGAACAAGUACUUCCAGUGGAGAGCCUCAGCAAGACUCUGUCACAACUAGCCAAGAAAUGCCACCCCCAACAAAUGUGCCAAUGUUACCAGAAGCAGAGAAAAGAGAAGAGCUAGAGACUGUAAAUCGGAAAGAAAACAAUCCCUCCAGAGAACAAGCUCAUCCUCCUGGUUAGAUGGAAAAUAUUGGAAAAAAGUUACUUCAACAGAAAGAUUUCGAUUUUGUUUAACUUUAUACUAAAACAAGCUAUCAAAAAUAUGAGUAUGGUAUCUAGGGCAGGGGUCUGCAACCUUUUGAGACGAAAGAGCCAAAAGUUACAAUUUACAACAUUACCCGGUUUUUAAAGAGCCACUAACAUGUUUAUGUCUAUAGCAUAUUUGUUUAGGAUUAUAUAUAUAUAUAUAUAUAUAUAUAUAUAUAUAUAUAUAUAUAUAUAAUCAUAAACAAAUAUCAUACUAUAUAUAUAAUAUAAAAUAAAUAGCUUUGAAUAUAAUAUGAGAUAAUCACAUUUGAAUUUGUGUUGAGAGCGGGGCUUUAACCACAACGGGAUUUUCAACUACAGAUGGGGGCCAUAAUAUAUAUAUUUUAAAGCAUAAUUAUAAACUGUUAUUUGAUUUAAAUUUAUGAUACAAUUAAAUAGAAUUUAUAAAUGUUUCACGAGAGUACAUUAAUUGAAAUUAACAAAUACUAAAAAAGUCAAUAAGGAUAUUUUAGUCUCCACAUAUACCAAGUUUCACAAAUAAAUAGUGUACAAUGUACUUGAAAAUACAUAGCAUAAAAAAGGGUUAAAAAAACAUGCCAACAAUAUAGUCAAAGAAGUAAUACUUGUUAUUGUUAACUAAAUAACAGACGAAUUAACUUAUUAUUAAACCCUGCCGCAAUUUAAAAUGUAUUACACAACUUUUAGAAUUAAUCCUUAACACCUGUGAUCAAAGACCCUAUAUGGACAAAACACCUAUAGUCAAAGCUGGACACAGCGCUUGUGAUCAAACACCCGUUGACAAACCAUCUGUGAUCAAAGACCCUCUGCUGAGAAAACACCUGUGGUCAAACCACCUAUGGCCAAAACCCCGUUAUGGUCAAAGCCUGGCUGUGGUAAAAGCCCCUCUGUGGUCAAACCACCUAUGGUCAAAGGUCCGCGCACCGCUUUUCUAAUUCUAUUGGGGUCGCGGGUCACUUACUUUUUAUAAAAGGGGGUCGCCACUCGAAAAAGUUUGAGAACCACUGUUCUAAUAGAAUAGUGAAUGUUUUUUGUUUAUAUCUAUUGUUAUAUCGUGCCGAGUGUUGCAGACUACUAUUUUUAUGAGUUUUGAAAAUAAAAUAAUUAUUAAUAUUUGUGCAUGGAGCGGAAGAGCCGCAACUGGACACCAAAAGAGCCGCAAGCGGCACGCAAGCCACAGGUUGCCGACCCCUGAUCUAGGGUAUUGUAUUUGCUGUUUUAAUAACUUUUUAUUGUUCAAUUUUUUUUUACACUUGUGUGUCCCAGUUUUUAACACAUAAAAAUUUAAUUUAUUUUUUAAGAUAGUAAAUUUCCAUAAUUUUUUUAGUUUCCAAAAUUAUUUAAACUAAUACUAUUGGUACUAAGCUUAAUUGAUUUUCUUCAUUCUGAUCAAACUUUUGCAUCCUUAAGACUGAUUGAAAAAAAACUACUUUAAAUGAACAAUAGAUGUAUGACUUAAUAUUUAAAAAAAAAAAUUGUAAUGAACAAAUUUGUAAUGCUAUUAGCAUUAAGAUUAAUUACAAUGCAUGGCUCAAAAAAAAAAAUAAAAGUAGUAUUUUUGGUAUAAAAAAACGCUGUUGCACAAACAAUAUAACACCUGGAUCAUUAAAAAUUGAUCAUACUGUUGGUAACCAAAAUUUGAAAAAAUUAGUUUCUGUUGGUUCCCAUUGUUUUUUUAAAAAUUCUAACAAGACCAAAAUCAGAAUAUUAUUGGAUGUUAAAUAUAAUGCCCACACUUUUUGUAUUUUCUUAGUGUGAAACUGAAAUUCUUUUAUUCUAAUUCUUGUAUUUUAAAAAUAAAACUAGAAUGCAUUUGUUACUUUUUUUAUUUUCUUUUGAUUGUAGAAAUUCUUUAGCUACUUUUUGUACUUUCUUAUAAAAACUAGAAAUGUAUUUGUUACUUUUGUAUUUUCAUAUAGUUACAUUUUUUUUAGCUGUUCUUGUAUUUUCUUACAAUUCCCACAACUGAUUUUAUCAAGUUAUGUGUUGUAAUAAAGCUCAAACUGAUUAGCAGUCCAUCACCCUUACUUUAAUAAUUCUCUCUGACAAUUGCAAUUGUUACUACUUACAAUCAACUUUCAUAAACUAGCAAAGAUUCAAUGGCAAUAGUUGCAGCCAGUCAGUAUAUAUACAUCUUUACUUUUCAAAUUAAAAUAUAAACAAAAUUUUCUUAAAGAAAAAGAUUUUUUUCAUUUCUAUUGAUGUAAAAGCAACACAUUAAAACACUGACAGAACAAUGCAUCAUCUGUAAAAUUUCAAUUAAGAAGUAAUAAACUGCUGAUUCUAGGCUGAAAUUAGAGUAAUUAAUUAAAAAAAAUAAGAUAAAUUUAUUUUCCAGGUAUCUAAAUGUGAUCAUAAAAAUCUUGUAACAGAAGCUUUUGUGAUAAGAGACAAAAGGGAUUUCUUUUAUUUUUAAAUUAUGGGCUUAUCUAGUAAAUGUACCUUAGAUUGGUGUAUUUGUCAAAUUAUUAUUUUUUUUUUAAAGUUUUUAAUUUUAAAAAUCUAUCUAUUUUGAUAUGCAUAAAAUUGUGAAAAAAAUUGUUAUUUCUCUUUCAAUUUUACUGUUAUAAGUUUGAAAUUGAAAUGUGCAUAAUCAAAUUGAGUUGUUUAAAUAUUUUUUAGAAUACUUUAUUUAAUCCAUCAACUUGCAAGAACCACAAAAUUUAGGUAGAUAUUUUAGUUUUUGUACAAAAAAAAUUGCUUUAAUAAAUUAGAUGUG
Molecule: messenger RNA, 3313 nt
Organism: Physella acuta
Lineage: Eukaryota; Metazoa; Mollusca; Gastropoda; Physidae
Source: RefSeq, a predicted model, not a curated record